Molecule: messenger RNA, 3008 nt
Organism: Psammomys obesus (fat sand rat)
Lineage: Eukaryota; Metazoa; Chordata; Mammalia; Rodentia; Muridae
Gene: Fads6
Product: fatty acid desaturase 6
Exons: 6
Coding region: 192-1220 (342 amino acids)
Biological process (GO): lipid metabolic process
Cellular component (GO): membrane
Molecular function (GO): oxidoreductase activity, acting on paired donors, with oxidation of a pair of donors resulting in the reduction of molecular oxygen to two molecules of water
Source: RefSeq, a predicted model, not a curated record
GUAGCAGAAGGUACUCCGUGCCUCUCGCGGCGACCUCGGGCUGUUUGGUGGUGUCCUAGUCUGGUGCGUGACUCCGCCCCCGACCCCGCGAGUGGACCGUCUUCGGCAGCCGCGCGCUCGCUCGCGCGCGCGCGCGCACACCCAACCCGUCAGUCCUCGCUUGUCACCAGCCCGGUGUGUCCAGGGAGCCCAUGGAGCCGGCCCGCAGCGCGCCCCUGGGGGACAGCUCUGCCGAGGCGCUGCUGAGGGAUCUGGAGCGCCAGGUGCAGGAUGUGGUGCGGGCGAGCUCGUGGUGGGAGCGCCACGGGGUGGACUGCGCCAUCCUUGCUCUCAGCCUGCUCGCCGUGCCAGCGGGGUUCCUGUGCCUACGCUUCCAUAAUAUCCUGGCUUUUGCCACAGGCAUCACGAUCUUGGGUGUGUGUCAUUACACACUCACAGUCAAGGGCAGCCACCUGGCCGCUCACAGUGCUCUCACAGAGUCCAGACGCUGGAGCAAGAUCUUGAUGAUUUUCUUUAUGGAGGUAUGCACGGCCUUUCCUGCAGAGUUUGCUAAGUUCAAUCACGUCAACCUGCACCACGGUUACACCAACGUGUUGGGUCUGGGAGACUCGAGCACGUGGAGGUUGCCUUUCCUCAACCGCUAUAUCUACAUGCUCCUUGGACCACUUUUAAUCCCCAUCAUAACUCCGCUGGUAGCUCUUGAGCAUUUGAGGAAGGAGAAGCUGAGGACUGCACUUCGGACACUGGCCUUCAUGUCCCUGGGCCUGUAUUCUCAGUAUUGGCUGUUUCUGAGCGUGUCAGGCUUCCAGAGCCCUGGUUUGGCACUGGCCUGCAUGCUGCUCACCAGAUCCCUGCUGGCGCACCCCUAUCUCCACGUCAACAUCUUCCAGCACAUCGGAUUGCCCAUGUUCUCCCCGGACAAGAAGCCCAGGCGUAUUCACAUGAUGAGCCUGGGGGUGCUGAACCUGCCACGGCAGCCGGUGCUGGACUGGGCCUUCGGCCACUCACUCAUCAGCUGCCAUGUGGAGCACCACCUUUUCCCUCAGCUCUCUGACCACAUGUGCCUGAAGGUGAAGCCCUUGGUUUCAAAGUUUCUUCAUGACAAGCAGCUGCCCUAUAACGAGGACUCAUACCUGGCUCGAUUCCAGCUGUUCCUUAACUGCUAUGAGGAGUUCAUGGUGCUCACCCCGCCCAUCACGGAGCUGGUGGGACUGCAGUGAAGGCUGGGGCCCUCCUGUGGCCAGUCCUGGCCCUCCGAACUGAUGGCCCUGGGGGGAUGGGUGGAGUUGGAACGUGGUGGUCUCAGGUGGAUAGGGAAGUAGAGCAGGUUGUGCCUGAUGUGCUGGGGGUCUCCUGCUGUUUGCUUCUCUGGGAUUGAGUGUGGGCUAGGGUGCUGGGAGAUAGGAUAAAAGCUUCCCUAGCUGCAUCGGGCUGUGCACCCCAUUCACCUAGGCCUCAGGUGACUCCAUCUCAGGUCCCUCUCUCUGCUGCAUCUGAGCCAGGGUAGGGAGAAGGGGGCUGGUGACAGAUGAGGUGGGAUCCUAGUCCAGGUGGAGUGGGUACAGAAAAAGGACCAGCCUCCUGGUGCCUAUGAGCCGCACGCCUCUUAUGCUGCUGCUUCCUUCUGUACCUUCUGAGUCACAGUGCCCCAGGACCCUCUCCCUGCUGCCAACAGAGUGAGGUCAUUGAUUUUUUACUCUUAUUUUUUAAGCAGACACCCCUAGCUCUUCAACUCAAGGAGCCUGUGCCACACUGGGCUCAGCAGCCCCAGGACCCAUAGGAUCAGUGAGAUAAAAGCAAGUGUAUUUCCAGAGAGGUACCCCAGAAGGGAGCAAAUGCAGGCACAAAACUGGAGAAAGCUUUGCAUGUGACCUUGGAGAGCUCUAGCCAUCUCUGCUUUGUUCCAUGUUUGGAAGGAUCCAGACUGGGAGGCGACAGAGGCUGGAGGAGGUGAACUGGAACUGGGCCGGGAGGGCAGUUCCAGGGCUAAAAAAUGGGGGGAUGGGCGGGAUGAGCCAGGAGAGUUGAAGAUGAGGCUUGGCUGGGUGGGAACAUGAGGGAAGCACUGAUGCCAAACCUAGGAGGAAGCCCAGCUGGGGGACAACACUGUGAUACAACCGAGGCAACCGAGAGAGGCUGGGGGCCCGCCUCAGCCAGGGGAUGGAGCAGAGGUUCCCAGUUGCACCCAAGUGGAGACUGAGGGAGGGGCAGAUGCGGUUAGACCUGCACCAGGCCAGGACAGUUAGUUCAUAACCUAGCCUCUCACCUCAGCCCUACUGACAUUUUAUUUGGCUGCUUCUUGGCAGGCUGGGAUGACCACUGACUAGACCGUGAUAAUCAAAAGUGUCUCCUGAUAUAGCCAAUUGUCUUCCAAGUGGGAAAAUAACUGUCCUUGAUUGAAAGCAUACAAGCCAUUCUUUGAGCGCCUAAUUGCUUUUUCAGUUAGAUCACUGGCUGGAAGGGUGUACUGCCCCUUUCAGCCAAAUGCUAGCAGAAGGGAACCCAUGGGAUGGGCAGGCAACUGGGAAGACUGGCCUUUUGGGGUCGGGAUGUGCUAUCUUCACCUGGCCCUCCCCUCCAGCUGUGGUACUUGGGUGGCCUUUCCCUUGGGCUCCUUCUGGUCAUGGCCUGACUUGGCAGUGGCUUCUGGCUGCUGUUGACCCCUGGGUGCUUGCUUCUCUGCCUCCCCAGCUCUGCUCAGAGUUCCUCUUCACAUGCUCUUAGCUCAUUCCUUUUGAGUGUGUCUGUCCCCUGCUGGGAGGUUCACUCCACAGCCAUUUUGGAUCCAAGCCACCCUCUUGGAAUGGGGUGGAUUUGGCAGUUGCCACCACCUCCUGCUUUAUAUGUUGUCGCUGCUCAUUUGAAAUGCAUUAGCACUUCAUAAGGGGCCUUAAGGUCAGAGAGUGCGAUUUAUCGAACUGCAAAUUCUCCCUAUCAAAAAUGCAAUGUCAGAAAAGGGUCCUGGCAGCAUACCGUAAGCUAAUGAUUAAAACUAUCCAAAUAUACCA